Kazachstania africana CBS 2517 is the source of this 1794-nucleotide messenger RNA. It is a transcript of the gene TGL3, whose product is annotated as bifunctional triglyceride lipase/lysophosphatidylethanolamine acyltransferase. The transcript has a single exon. Lineage: Eukaryota; Fungi; Ascomycota; Saccharomycetes; Saccharomycetales; Saccharomycetaceae. The record is from RefSeq and is a predicted model, not a curated record. Bases 1 to 1794 code for a protein of 597 amino acids. Gene Ontology annotation, biological process: lipid metabolic process. Gene Ontology annotation, molecular function: triacylglycerol lipase activity.
AUGUUGACAGUUAAAAUUUGGCUGCUAAAUAUAAUCUACGCAACCUUGGACAAUAUCCCACCGUUUCUAUGGAACCUAUUGCAUGUAAUUACCGAUAUUUAUUCAUUUUGGUUCCAUAAGUUAAUUACCUAUUUGAGACCCCACUCAAGGGUGAUUUACUACGAGGCAAUAAAAGAUUUAGAUUCAGAAACUUCGUACAAACGAUGGCUAUCGACUGCUUCAACGGUAGAUGAAAUCACAGGUGCAAAUCUUUGGAGACGAAAUUUCUUCUCAAGACGUUACGAUUUCAAUUCUGUAAUGGAACAAUACUCCAUUCUAAUUAAAUGUAUGGAAUUACAAGAUUUUGAUACCAUUAGAGAAAAAUUCUCCACUACGGGACCGUGUAUGUUAAGGAAUUUUGCAGGUAUUGUAGAUAAGAAACUCUUUACCAAGUCAUUGAUCGGUACAAAAUUGUUGAUUGAACAGUAUCUUAGAAAAAUUGUCGAAAGCUUAGAACUUCUGUCACAAUCAGACACAACAUCAACGUCAUUUUUCCAAAGAUGCAAACUUUCACUAGGUACUACGGCUUUAAUCUUACAAGGUGGCUCUCUUUUCGGAUUAUUCCAUCUUGGUGUCAUCAAGGGUCUUUUGUCACAAAAUUUAAUGCCAAAUAUUAUUAGUGGUUCAUCAAUGGGUGCAUGUAUCGCUGCAUGCUAUGGUUGUUGUAGUAACGAUGAAUUAAUUCAGUUGCUGGACAACGGCUUUCUUCAAAUUAUUAAAAAUGACGUAGAAUUGUUAAAAUCAUGUGGUUACGGAAAUGUCGAACAACAUUUAAAUUUGGGUACUUUAAUUCAAAACUUAAUUCAUCAUGGUUAUUCACAAGAUGUUUAUCUAUUUAUUCAAUUUGUUUUGAAAUAUAUUGUUAAAGAUACCACUUUUGAAGAAGCUUAUCAGACUACAAAGAAAGUUUUCAACGUUGUCAUUCAUCCAACUGACAGUUCAUGCCCAAACCUAUUAAAUUAUGUUACCACACCAAAUGUCCUUAUAAGUUCUGCCAUUAAGUGUAGUUUGGGUUCUGGAGUAUUGUCAAAUGAUACAAUACUACUUUGUAAAAAUUUAGAUAAUAAAGUUGUACCAUUUUUAUCAAAGGAAAAGACAAAGACAAUAAAAUUUUUAGCUCCAGAACAUUCUACUGACACUGCAGUAACAACAUCGUUAUCAAAUAAUUUAAAUUCUCCAUAUACAAGAUUGACUGAAUUAUUCAAUGUCAAUAAUUUUAUUGUCUCAUUAGCAAGACCUUAUUUGGCACCACUGGUUGUCACCGAUCUGAAGCAUGAAAUUAAGACAUCAAAAUAUUAUUAUUACAAACGUUAUCCAGAGACAGAUCAAAAAUAUUAUAUGAACUUACCUGAACUGGGAAUACCACAAUUAAAUUUUACUGAAAUGGAACCAUUGGCAUUCAAAUUUAAAUAUCAUUUAGAAAGAAAAUUGAAAAAUAUCAUUACAAUGGAGUUCCAUCAUAGAAUGCAAGUCUUAGAUAGAUUAGGAUUAUUAAGUUCAUGGAUUAAAAGAUUAACUAUUGACGAAAAAAUACCAAGAAGUGCAAUGGAAAUUUCUAUUGUACCAAAAAUUAAAUCAUUAUCAAUAACAAGAAUUAUAGAAGGUCAAUUAGAUAAUAUUCCCUAUUGGAUAAACUGUGGAGAGAGAAGUACGUGGCCAGUAUUGGCUCUAAUUAAGACAAGAUGUAUUGUCGAAUUUAAAUUAGAUGAAAUCAUUAAAAAUAAAAAUGAAGUCCAAGAAAAUAAUAAUACUUAA